UGUCUAUAAUAUUGCUCGAGCAAGUACUAAAUUUGAGAAUGAUAGUUUCAGUAUUUCCUGACCGUCUGUCAGUGUUAGACAACGCCCGACACUGUUCACAUCGACACUAGCCAUUCUGUAAACAAUUCACAAAAAAUAAACAAUUUCCCAAAAACGUGAGUGUCAAAAAGUGAAAUGCGGUGAUUCAAAAUUUGUAUUUAACUAUCGACCAAAAAUAUUUUCAUUAUUACUAUUAUUAUUAUUAUUAUUAAUUGUUGAAUUUAAGUGAACAACUUGCAAAUAAAAAACAGUUGGACCAAAAAUAAACUCAAGCAACGACAGUUUUUGAAUCGCUCAAAAAUGGUGUCGUCUGGUACAACAAGGACGGCGACGUUUAUCUGCUUGGCUUUUCUAUUUCUACUUGUCGAAGUUACCAAUCAUGCGGAAGGUGCGAGAAAAAGGUUCCGUAGGCCAACGACAUCGUCACCAGGUUCGUUGACGAGCGAUCAAGAAGUCUCAGCCAGUGUAAACAGAUUCAAAGUCACGCGAAAUCGUUUGGGCACAAAGAACACGAAAAAUGAGCUUCAGCCAACCAGCGACAGCACUGCCACUAGCAGUACCAAGUCAAAUGAUUACAAGAUUGUAUGCUACUAUACGAACUGGUCGCAGUACAGAACGAAAAUAGGUAAAUUCAUGCCAGAGGAUAUCCAACCGGAAUUAUGUACACACAUAAUUUAUGCGUUUGGGUGGUUGAAGAAAAACAAAUUGACCUCCUUCGAGUCAAAUGACGAGACCAAGGACGGAAAGAUUGGCCUAUAUGAAAAAAUGAUGACGCUCAAAAAAGCAAAUCCUUCUUUGAAAAUUCUUCUUGCUAUCGGUGGCUGGUCAUUUGGAACGCAGAAAUUCAAAGACAUGUCAUCGACACGAUACGCAAGACAGACAUUCAUCUACAGCGCGAUACCUUAUCUGCGUGAUAGGAACUUUGAUGGAUUGGAUAUCGAUUGGGAGUACCCGAAGGGAGGCGAUGACAAAAAAAACUACGUUCUGCUCUUAAAAGAACUACGAGAAGCAUUCGAAGCAGAAGCCCAAGAGCGAAAGAAGCCGAGACUAUUGUUGACCGCAGCAGUGCCAGUUGGCCCGGACAACGUGAAAAGCGGAUAUGAUGUACCGGCAGUAGCGAGUUACCUGGACUUUAUAAACUUGAUGGCGUACGAUUUCCACGGUAAGUGGGAGCGUGAAACCGGACACAAUGCCCCUCUCUACGCGUCAUCCCUGGACUCUGAGUGGCAGAAGCAACUCAGCGUCGACAAUGCCGCAGCUUUGUGGGUGAGACUGGGAGCACCUAAGGAGAAGAUGGUCAUCGGAAUGCCGACUUACGGGAGAUCAUUCACACUGUCAAAUCCAGAUAACUUCCGGGUUCAUGCCGCCGCUAGCGGGGGAGGAAAAGCGGGGGAGUACACCAAAGAGUCUGGAUUCUUGGCCUACUAUGAGAUAUGCGAGAUGCUUCAAAGUGGAGCAGCAUAUGUAUGGGAUGACGAGAUGAAGGUGCCAUACUUAGUGCAGGGCGAUCAAUGGGUGGGCUUUGAUGACGAGAGGUCCAUUAGAGGGAAGAUGAAAUGGAUAAAGGCCUCCGGAUAUGGAGGUGCCAUGGUUUGGACAGUCGACAUGGAUGACUUCAAUGGAACCGCGUGUCCCGGAAACGUGAGGUACCCGCUGAUAGGCGCAAUGAGGGAGGAACUCCUCGGCGUAUCCCGUGGCGUAAAGGCUAAAGAUGUUGAUUGGAGUGCCGUCGCGGCGACUGUCAGUGAAGUUGUCAUUAAAAAACCAGAGCCCUACAAGAUUCCAGCCUCAGAGGUUCUCAGCAAGGCUAAAAAGGUGUCGAAACCGACCUCACUAGUCAUUAAUUCACCGCCUAGAGAACGUGAACCACUGACGUUUUGUUACUUAACAAACUGGGCACACAAACGCGGGGGUGCUGGAAGAUUUAUUCCCGAGGACAUUGAUCCCAGUCUCUGCACCCACGUUGUCUACUCAUUUGCAACCUUGAAAAAUCACUUGCUGGUGGAGGGCAACGAAAAGGACCCGGAGAUGUAUGAACGGUUAAUAGCACUCCGAGAGAAAAAUCCGGACUUGAAAGUAUUACUAGCAAUUGGUGGGUGGGCAUUUGGUUCAACACCAUUCAAAGAACUCACCAGCAAUACAUUCCGUAUGAAUCAGUUCGUUUACGAGGCAAUCGAGUUCCUCAGGGAGUACAAAUUUAACGGUCUCGAUGUCGACUGGGAAUAUCCGCGAGGCACUGACGACAAGGCCGCUUACGUGAAUCUUCUGAAAGAGCUGAGACUUGCGUUCGAAGGCGAAGCCAAAGACUCUGGCCAACCUAAAUUGAUUCUUUCAGCAGCAGUACCAGCGAGUUUUGAAGCCAUUGCCGCUGGGUACGACGUUCCUGAAAUAUCUAAGUACCUGGACUUUAUAAACGUAAUGACUUACGACUUCCAUGGGCACUGGGAGAGACAAGUCGGACACAAUAGUCCGCUGCAUCCCUUAGAGAGUGCAACCAGCUAUCAAAAGAAACUCACCGUGGAUUAUAGUGCUCGCGAAUGGGUGAAACAGGGGGCGCCGAAGGAGAAGCUAAUGAUAGGAAUGCCUACGUACGGAAGAUCCUUCACGCUGGUAGACAAGGACAAGUUUGACAUCGGUGCACCAGCCUCCGGGGGUGGAGUUCCUGGGAACUUUACUAACGAGUCUGGCUUUCUCUCUUACUACGAGGUGUGUGGUUUCUUGAACGAGGACAACACGACCCUCGUCUGGGAUAGCGAACAGCAGGUGCCGUUUGCAUACAGAGAUGACCAGUGGGUCGGUUUUGAUGACGAGAGGAGUCUUAUUAACAAGAUGAAUUGGCUGAAAGAGGAGGGCUUCGGUGGUAUUAUGAUUUGGUCUGUGGACAUGGAUGAUUUCCGCGGGAGCUGUGGCGCGGGCAAGUACCCUUUGAUAAGCGCAAUGAAAAAUGAAUUAUUAAACUACUCAGUAAAACUGGAGUACGAGGGCCCUUACGAGACCUCGACUCGCAACGGAAAGUACACCACCAAAGACCCUAACGAGGUAACUUGUGACGAAGAGGAUAAUCACAUAUCGUAUCACCCCGACAAAAACGACUGCACAAUGUACUACAUGUGCGAGGGCGAACGUAAACAUCACAUGCCGUGUCCGGUAAAUUUAGUUUUCAAUCCGAAUGAAAAUGUCUGCGACUGGCCGGAAAAUGUCGAAGGCUGUCUUCAACACACGCCAGCGCCGCCUGCCGCCUAAAUAUAAUCUAUUCCUCAAUUUAUUUUCCUCCUUUCCUUUCCUGUCCUUUCCGUUCCUUUCAACUCUUCCCUUCUGACACUUUUUUUAUUCCUCAGAGCACACCUCGCGCUCACUUUCCUGCAAGUUUCCAAGUUUGUAUAAAAGCAAAAAAUUAAUAAUAGGGUAUGAAGAAAAAGGGAAAAUAAAUACUAAAAUAUAAAAUAAAAUAUAAUAAAAUAAAAAGGAGUACUUUAACAAGCUGCGUCACUAUGUAAAUUUGAGCAUCUGUCAGCGUCGACUCUACCUGUCACUUUUUGUUGACACCAGCAACUAACUAGAGUCGUGUCUUCUGUCUGAUGUCUUGUGUCUUUAUAGCUACAGAGAUACUUUUAUUUAUUUAUUUCUGUCAGCGCUCAGUACUUUCCGGCUUUAUUAUUAAAUUUAUUAUUUCCGCGUUCGUAAUUAAAAGAAAUUGCGCACUG
Molecule: messenger RNA, 3743 nt
Organism: Cotesia glomerata
Lineage: Eukaryota; Metazoa; Arthropoda; Insecta; Hymenoptera; Braconidae
Gene: Cht7
Product: probable chitinase 10
Exons: 16
Coding region: 340-3282 (980 amino acids)
Biological process (GO): chitin catabolic process; carbohydrate metabolic process
Cellular component (GO): extracellular region
Molecular function (GO): chitin binding; hydrolase activity, hydrolyzing O-glycosyl compounds
Source: RefSeq, a predicted model, not a curated record